This is a messenger RNA of Eimeria tenella, 1764 nucleotides long. RefSeq lists its product as uncharacterized. The record is from RefSeq and is a predicted model, not a curated record. Lineage: Eukaryota; Apicomplexa; Conoidasida; Eucoccidiorida; Eimeriidae. The transcript is spliced from 5 exons. Bases 1 to 1764 code for a protein of 587 amino acids.
AUGCUCACGCGGCUGAUGCAGGGCGGCAGGAGCAGCAGCAGCAGCAGCAGCGACGACGCAGAAGCAGGCGUUACUGCCGAGUGGGGCACUGCAGCAGCAGCAGCAGCAGCAACAGGCGCGCAUUCGCAGAAGCCGCAGCAGCAAAACGCGCUCGGCCUCAAGCCGCAGCUGAGCUUCUCCGUCCUAGCUGAACUGUUCCUGCGUAGGGAAAGCGACCAGCAGUUGGCAGAGAGAUUGCACCGCCUAAAUGAGGGACGCCGCAGAGUGAAGCACCGGCUUAAGGCUCGAGGGGGUUCGGGGGGAGGCCAAGCAUGCAAAACAGACGAGGCGGACGCGUCAGCGAGCAUGGGGGUAUCUGCAGCAGCAGCAGCAGCAGUGGCAGCUGACUCUGUUGCUGCUGCAGGCAGCAGUAGAGGGCCAUCGGGCUUUAGUGAGGGACAGCAGCAGCCGCAGCAGCAACAGAGACCAGAAGAAGUAGCUCUGGAAAAGGCCCAAGAGUUUGCAGAGGUCGCUCACAGCCAACGGCUGCUGCUGCUGCGGCUAACGCCUUUAGACCUUCGGAUGCUGCUGCAAAUCCCAGCAGCAGGAAGCAUCAUUCCUCUCUCCUUUAGGAAUCGUUUGCUGCAGUUUUUAGAGCUGCUGCACUUCGACCUGCAGGCAGAGCCCCCGCGGCUGCCUCCCGCUGCUGUCCGUCUUGCUGCUGCACCUCCUUCUACGCCGCUGCAGCAAAUGGCUUUCUCGCAGCAGCAGCAGCAGCAGCAGCAACAGCACUACUUCCAGCACCACAUGCAGCAGCAGCAGUCUGCUGCUGCUGCUGCCAGCAGGCAGCACCUGGCGCAUGCAGCCAAUGCAGCAGCGUCCAGCGCUCCUGCUGCAGCUCCCCUAGUGCCGACAGCAGCAGCAGCAAAUCUUGCUGCUGCUGCUGCUGCUCAAGCAGCUGGCGAGGGCGCUUCUCGGGUCCACGAGUCUGCAGCAACUGCUGCUGCUGCUGCUGCUUCUGGGGGCGGUGCGGCGGGCGUGACGCCGGCGAGCUCCGCAGCAGCAGCACCAGCAGCAGCAGUACCAGCAGCAGCAGCAGCAGCACCUGCCGCUGCUUCCCAGGCCACUCCUGGGGCCGCCUCGGGGGGCUCUCAGCCUGCUGAGCCAAAGAAAAGAGGGGGCGGAGUUGCAACAAAGAACAGAAACCGGAAGAAAGCUGCUGCUGCUGCUGCUGUUGCUGCAAUUGUGCUCGAAGCAGAAGACAAGAAGCGUGCUGCGCUGCUGCAGCAGCAGCAAGAGCUCUUCAUGCAGCAGCACGGGCUUAACCCUGCCUUCCACGAGCAGUUUUUUGGGCCGCACGUCAGUGCCCAGACGCAGGAGCAGCUGCUGCAGCAGCAGCAGCAGCAGCAGGAGCAGCUGCAUCAGCUACAGCAGCACUUGCUGCGAGGCUGCAGCGCCAGCGCCCAUGCGCUGCAGCAGCACCAGCUGCAGCAGCAGCGAACCGCGGAGGAGGUGCAGCGCCAUCGCGCGGCUGCGGCUGCUGCUGCUGCUGCUGCUGCUGCCUCCGCGUCUGCUGCUGCUGCUGGUGCGGGCCUGCCAGCAGCGGGACACCCGCUGCAGCAGCAGCACGCAGCAGCAGUAACUGCCGCAGCAGCAACAGCAGCAGCAGCCCGCGACAAACGGCAGCAGCAAGCCUCCCUGCCGCGCUUCGCAGACUCAAUAGCAGCAGCAGGAGGGACAUCAGAGCUUCUUAUUCCAGAAGUAGACGAGGAGGACUUCCUUUGA